AUGGCGCCAGGCACUGCGGCCGACGGCGGCUUGGCGGCACUCCCGGACCCCAGCGAACCCCCCCAUUCCUAUUAUUCAAGCAGCUUCUCCUCUUCACCUCGACAGUUUCCUUCCGACUUCACUGACCCCAUCCUCGAGGAAGGCGACGUGGAAUCCGGCAGCGACUGUGCACUCGAGCCCGUCACCCCCGUCAGCGGCGGUCGCUAUUCUCAAGACUUCACCGCGCUGCACCACGACGACCACGCCCACCCCCUGCACCGCGCGCAGACCGUUCAGCCCACCAUCGCCGGCGCGCCGAAGCGCGUCCCUGUCCUUGCGACGCAGACGUCAGCGCCCCCUCUGACUCCAAGGCGGCCUGCUGUGACGUCUCGACCCUCUGAUCCGGCGCCACCGUCACAGACGCCCGUCACCGGGCGUGCGACCACCCGCGGUUCUACAAGCAGGAUAAGGCGCACAGUCUCCAAUUUGUUUCGCCGCACCAAUAGUUCGCGCGACCAAGAGCGCGAUUUUGCCAUCGCCGACACCCCGUCAUUCACCGCGACCGAUACCUCGCAGUCGAGUGGCGACAACUUUGCGAGGAGCGGACCGCCGCCCACCAGCAACGGCCGUUUUGCGGCUAAGAACUCUUCCAACACCACUUGCUCCAAUUCCCCGCCCUCCCCCGGCUCGCCUCUCAUGAUGGCCCCGACGCACCGAUCGGCGGUCAUCCCGGGGAGCCCGCUGCCCGACGCCGAGGACUUCAAGAAGAAGGGUCGGGCCGCCACGGGAUUCUCGUUCCGCGGCCGGGCAGUCAACUUUGUCGGCGCCACCAUGGGCAGGGGACGGCCGUCCAAGGGGACGCGCCGGGCCGCAAGCUUCGACUCGGACAAUCGCGGUCAUCCGUCAGCCCAGCAGGACACAAGCGAUUCAGAUGACAAGACUUACCCACCGGAGCGACUGCCCUGGCCGCUUCCCCCGGACGCCGGCACCGGCGCCAAGGCUCGUCGGAUGAGUCUCAGUCUCCCCGACGAUUUCACUGUCGACGUCGCUGAGUUGCAAUCUGAAUUUGAGUACCACCACAAGAUUCUUGGCCGGCAUAGGAAGCAUCUCGGCAAGGGGGCCGCGUCAAAGGUCACUCUCAUGGUGCGCAAGGGUUAUCCUGGCGAGCUCUACGCGGUCAAGGAAUUCAGGGGCAAAUCCCACCGCGAGACUCAAGAGGAGUACGAGAAGAAGAUCAAGUCGGAAUUCAGCAUCGGCAAGAGCCUCCACCAUCCCAACAUUGUGGAGACGAUCCGUCUUUGCACCGACCACAACCGGUGGAACCAUGUCAUGGAAUAUUGCUCCGAGGGUGACAUGUUCGGCCUCGUCCAGAAAGGCUGGUUCAAGGGCGACGACAAGAAGAAGGACCGGCUUUGCCUGUUCAAGCAACUCAUCCAGGGCGUCGCCUAUCUUCACGCCAACGGCAUUGCCCACCGGGACAUCAAGCUCGAGAACCUCCUCUUGACGAAGGACAGCAAGCUCAAGAUCACGGACUUUGGCGUUUCCGAAGUCUUCUCGGGGACGCACCCCGGUGUCCGUGAGUCUGGCGGGCAGUGCGGCCGAAACAUGAGCGAGGUGCGGCUGUGCUCGCCGGGUAUCUGUGGCAGCGAACCGUACAUCGCACCCGAGGUCUUGGAGAAGAAGAAUAAGUACGACCCCCGCGCGCUGGAUGUCUGGAGCUCGGCCAUUGUCAUGAUCUAUCUGACCUUCGGCGGUGCCAUCUGGUCUCGCGCGGAGCGUGGCAACGCACAUUACGACAAGCUGGUUCGGGGCUGGGAGAGAUGGUACGAGAAGCACCCAGAGAGCGGCGCGUGCAUCACGGAAACAGACUACCCCCUCUGUCUGGCCCUGGACGUCGGCGUUAACCCCCCGGCUCUCCGUCGACUGAUGCUGCAAAUGCUUAACCCCGACCCCGCCAAGCGCAUCGCUAUCGAGGACGUCCUCAACAACCGGUGGAUGAAGAAUGUCGAGUGCUGCCAAAUCGAGUCGUAUGACGACCCAGCGCAGACGAUCGACGCCACCAAGAAGGACUGCUGCAACAAGAAUGGGACGAGGAAGAUUUUCUGCCACAGUCACCUGCCGCCGAAGACGGCCAAUUCCCACUCCUUGGGCAAGAUGCCAGGGCAGACUGGCUACUAG
Messenger RNA from Purpureocillium lilacinum, 2157 nucleotides. RefSeq lists its product as uncharacterized. Gene Ontology annotation, molecular function: ATP binding; protein serine/threonine kinase activity. Gene Ontology annotation, cellular component: cytosol. NCBI's taxonomy places the organism in Eukaryota, Fungi, Ascomycota, Sordariomycetes, Hypocreales, Ophiocordycipitaceae. Gene Ontology annotation, biological process: protein phosphorylation; intracellular monoatomic cation homeostasis; intracellular signal transduction. The record is from RefSeq and is a predicted model, not a curated record.